GAGUUCAUCUGCCCAGAUCUUCUCCCCACUGGCUUGGUCUCUCCCCACUCCUUUACCAUGGCCUGUGAUGGUCUGCAGGCCUCUCCAGACUUCCCUGGCAUUAUUCUCCUUCAGCCGCUUCUCCAGUUUCCUCCUGUAGCAGUCCUUCCCCUUCCUGAUCUUGUGCCGGAGUUCCCUCUGGACUCUGCACAGCCCCUCCUUGUCCCCCCGAGUUGAAGACCCUCUUCUUCUUGUUCAGCAGGGCCUUAAUCUCAGAGGUCACCCAGGAUUUGUUGUUGGGAAAUCACCGCACCAACUUGGAGGGCACAGUGUUCUCCACACAGAAGUUUAUAUAGUCUGUGAUGCAGUGAGUCAUGCUGUCAACGUCACUGCCAUGGGGAGUACAGAGCGCUUCCCAGUCUGUUGUCUGGAAGCAGUCUCUGAUCCUAGCACUGCUCUCCUCAGACCACUGCUUCACAGGCCUCUUCACAGGGGGUGUGUCCGAAUGAAUGCUAUGUAGCUAUUUUCACUGGCAUGUUGCCAGUACUCAGGUUAUGUACACAACUAUUUAGGAAUGAUGGAAUACAAUUAGGAUUUCAACUACUUGAUUACUUGUAAACUUAGUAAAUGUGAAUGUCAGGUACUAACCAUUAAUAUUUACAGUAGGAUUUCAGUUGACCAGUUGGAUUUUUUACACACUGCUCAAAUAAAUCAAGCGAACACUUAAACAACACAAUGUAACUCACCGUCAAUCACGCUUCUGUGAAAUCUAACUCAAAUAAAAAAAAUUUAAAUCAUAAUUUUGUGUUCCCUUUAUUUUUUUGAGCAGUGUGUUAUAUGCUUUAUAACGAGCCAGUAUCAGAGUCGUUCAUACCCAACUCAGGGAGCGACACUUUCCUUUUGUCGGAGGUACUAAUGGCAGGAGAGAGUUAGACCACAACUCCGCCCAGGCUUAGUGUAAGGAACCAAUAGGAGGAGGGUGUUGGCACACCAAUUCCGCCCACUCUUACUGUAUUUAAGGCCUAGGCUACCAGCACUUAUUAGUUCGCUGACGAAACUCUUCGGAUGAGGAGCGAAACGUCCGACACCUUCUUCACAGAAGUACAGAUGACGUCUCAAGAAGCCUUUCCCUCGAUGGUGAAAGAAAAAGGCUAAAAAUACACUAGAGUAUGGGAGAAAGUUAGAUGGUGCCUUCAAGGACCGUCCGGCCGCUCACAUCAAACAUGCAAAAUGUGGGAUAUCAUUUUUCACCAAAAUAAUGGCCACAUUUCCAAAAGUUCCACACCUUUUGAUGUAAAUGAUGAUUUGUUAUCAUUGUGCCUGAAGGUUUCCCGCCGCCUGUACAGCAUGUUCUUUUACACAUUUGAAAAUACUGUCAGAAAGCCACUUUGAUCGUAAGAUUCACGUCUACAACAAAUGGAACUGUGGAAUCGUAUCGUUUGUACUGUUGUGUUUUUAAAAUAUAUGGCUUUUGAAUUGUAUCUUAACUGGUGUACCUAGAUGUGCAUCCAAUCAUUGACCACAGAGAUUUACAUCCCUACUUAUUAUUGAUAAACACUUCAUCUACCUGCGCUUAAUUAGGACUUACUAUGGACAACAUGCGCUUCAUCACGCUUCAAUGUUUCAAUUGAUUGACAGCCAUCACACAACACACAACUUGAAACAUGAGGAAGGUAGACAUACCAGGCAAGAAGCCUCAAAAGGCAUUUAGCCUCCUAAUGAUCCUAAUCACCAUCCUCUUCAGCUUCAUCUUUGGACUCAUCUACAUCCUACUGGUGUCUGUACCACCUAACCUGCAGAAGCAUACAGGACCUAUGGACAAGCAGGAAGUUGAAGUAGCACCAAAAACCGUGGAAGCUGAGACUCUGCCCACAGCUGAGGAGGCUGCACAAACAACAACUAUGGAAACUGAGGUGCCGUCCACAUCUGUGGACAUGCAGGACACUGAACAAGCCCAAGUUGUCUUCCAGAUGCCGUCCACAUCUGUGGACAUGCAGGACACUGAACAAGCCCAAGUAAAGACCCUGGAAGAACGCGUGCGCAUGUUGGAGUCUUGUCUUCAGACUCUAAUUCGUGGUCUGACCCAGCUGAAUGACAAUGCAGCAAAGGCCAAGGAUGUUGAGACUCUAAUACGUGAUCUGACCCAGCUGAAUGACGAUGCAGCAAAGGUCAAGGAUGUUGAGUUGCUGAGAGAUCGUGUGGCUAAGGUGGAGAAAGAGACAGACACCGCCAAGAAUCUAACUGCACGUGUGGACGACCUGAAGUUUGAAAACCACAACACCAUUAAGGCUCUGGAAGAACGAAUAAACGAUCAGUUCACACUCACAGCAAACACCCACCAGGAUCUAACUACACGUGUGUGCAAGCUGGAUGCCAUGUCAGACAAACGUAAGGUGUGGUUUUCAGCAAGAGGGGGCAACAGAAAGACAGAUGAUGACAAGGUGAUCUUUGGCUUAACGCGCACCAACGAGGGUGACGCCUAUAAUGCCACUACAGGCAUUUUCACAGCCCCCUACAAGGGCGCCUACUUCUUCACCUUGACCUACUGCUCGCAUGGUGGGGAGAUUAAUGUAAGUGUGUAUAGGGAGGAGAAGAAUGGGUACAUUGAGUGGCUGAUGGAGCUGUAUGACACCACCGAGACCAAAGGGAAGAAAUACAUGGCCUCCACCAGCAGGAUUGUUGACCUGGAAAAGAAAGACAAGGUGUAUGUCGAGUCUUAUAAUGGCCAUGAACUUACAGCUGGUUAUGCUAACAUGUUCAGUGGCUUCCUGGUGCAUCCCAUGUAAAGUGGAGGCGGGGGCAUCCAUCCAUGAUAUCACGGAUAUCAGGGCAGUAUCGUUAUGGAUGGAUGCUUUGAUGUGUAUUCCAUGAUAUCCGUGUGGCUAACGUUCCACGUGCGUUUAUGGAUAUUUGAAGGGCGUACAGUUGGCGUGUGGGCUGAUGCCACCUACUGGUAACGCUUGUCAUAUUUACUAGUAUUCUGCUCUAUAUUGUUUUCCUAAAGGGACUGUUUGCCAACAUCUCGCCCUCUUCCUGUGUUGGCCACAUAAGCCACGCCCCACGUAAGGCUAUUGCUAACAUGCUAGCUGCGGGUGAUCUAUUUGUUCCCUUGAAAUGCUGUCAUGAUUUGCCAAACAUGUGCCCUGCUAAUAGAUCUUUUUCUUGGAUCAUUCUGUAUAUGAUGCCAACAUACUGGAUGCCAGCGGACGUGUCCUUUCUUUGCAAUCAAUA
Dunckerocampus dactyliophorus (ringed pipefish) is the source of this 3210-nucleotide messenger RNA. RefSeq names its product heavy metal-binding protein HIP-like. The coding region runs from base 1644 to 2765 and encodes 373 amino acids. Gene Ontology annotation, molecular function: protein binding. The record is from RefSeq and is a predicted model, not a curated record. Lineage: Eukaryota; Metazoa; Chordata; Actinopteri; Syngnathiformes; Syngnathidae. The transcript is spliced from 12 exons.